Messenger RNA from Agrilus planipennis (emerald ash borer), 3161 nucleotides. RefSeq names its product mycosubtilin synthase subunit C (gene e). Bases 166 to 2745 code for a protein of 859 amino acids. The record is from RefSeq and is a predicted model, not a curated record. Lineage: Eukaryota; Metazoa; Arthropoda; Insecta; Coleoptera; Buprestidae. The transcript has 13 exons.
CACUCUGUUGCAAUUUCAAAGUAAACGGCGCGAACCGUGACACACAUAACCGUUCUCUUCGUCGUAUUGUUUGUUAUACUCGAACUACUCGAAUAGUGAAAAACAUUUUGUUAAAGUUUUGUUUCAAUUUUGUGAGAAAAGUAUACACAGUUUUUUCAGUCAAAAAUGGACGCAAGAGUUCACCUUUCGGUAAUGAAAGGUCCAACACGGAUACUGAAACCAAACAGUUUGCACAAGAUGUUCGAGGUUGUCGCGAAAGGCCCUGCAGCAAAUAAUACAGCUUUGAUAUACGAAGAAAACGGUAAAACGAAAAAAUAUAAAUACAGCGAGUUGGAUGACCUUACAAACAGAUUGGCAAACGUUAUCGUUCAAAACGUGAAAGACUUUCGAUUGACUGGAAACAAAGAUGGGGAUUUCAUUGUUGCAGUGAGCAUGCAUCCCUCUGAUUACCUAGUCAUCACUCUUCUUUCAAUUUUAAAAUCUGGUGCGGCUUAUCUACCCAUAGAUCCCAGUUUUCCUGCAGCGAGAGUUGAACAUAUCCUGAGAGAAGCUAAACCAGUCAUGAUAAUAUACGAUGAAGCUAAUCUUCAGUUUGACAACAUUCACAAGUUAUCGUUUCGAGAACUCCUUUUGGAAGGAAAGACGCUCUCUUCCUCUCCAAUUACCGAUGAUUUACGUCUUAAACAUGUCAAAGAUGAUCUUGCGAUUGUGUUGUACACCUCUGGAAGCACAGGUGUGCCUAAAGGGGUACGCCUUCCUCAUAAAACGAUACUCAACAGACUUCAAUGGCAGUUUAAAACAUUCCCUUACAGUAAAACAGAAGCAAAUUGUGUUUUUAAGACAGCAUUAACUUUUGUCGAUAGCGUGGCCGAAAUAUGGGGACCAUUAGUAAAUGGCCUUGCAAUAGUGGUUGUUCCUAAAGCAACCACUAGAGAUCCUGAGAAGCUAGUCACUACACUGGAAAAUUAUAAGAUCGAAAGGCUUGUCCUCGUUCCUUCUCUUCUGCGAUCGCUCCUCAUGUACCUAAGCCUACAGGAAAGGUCAUUCCUUAAUCAUCUGAAAUUGUGGGUGUGUUCCGGUGAAACGCUGGCAACGUCACUUGCCGAAGAAUUCUUCGCUUACUUCACCAAAGGAGACCACAAACUUUGCAAUUUCUAUGGCAGCACUGAAGUAAUGGGUGAUGUCACUUACCACGUUAUGAGUAAUUUGGACCAAGUAAAACAAUACGACAAAGUACCCAUUGGUCUCCCUGUCGAUAAUACAAUAAUUUACUUGCUGGACAGUGAUUUCCGUCCCGUAAAAACGGGCGAAAUUGGAGAGCUGUUCGUCUCCGGUCAAAAUCUUGCCUCAGGAUAUGUUAAUGGACGGGACCCUGAAAAAUUUAUAGAAAAUCCCUUAGCUGUAGAUCCGACAUUUGGAAAGUUAUACCGAACUGGAGAUUUUGCUCGUAUUCAGAAGGGCAUUUUAUUCUACGAAGGACGAACGGAUUCACAAGUGAAAAUCAGGGGACACAGAGUAGAUUUAUCGGAAGUGGAAAAAGCAGUAAACGCCAUCGAAGAAGUUGAUAAGGGAAUAGUUAUUUGCUACAAACCUGGUGAAUUAAAUCAAGCACUCCUGGCAUUUGUUACCACAGAAGCUAAUAUUAACGAAAACCACAUAGAGUCUAUUCUUAGGGACCAACUUGCCCCAUAUAUGGUUCCUAGAGUAGUUAUUAUUGAGACAGUUCCACUACUUGUUAAUGGAAAGAUCGACAGGCAGUCUCUAUUGAGGAAUUUUGAAAACAGCGAUUCUAUUAAUGGAUCCGUCAAUUUCCAAGUGGAUAUUGACUUCACCGGCGUGGCCGAUAACCAAAUGGAGGCAGCGAGAAUUCUUUUUGAAACUGUUGCGGUCGUAUUAAACAGAUCGGCUCGUUCUGCUAUCUCUAUCGAAGCUAACUUUUAUGAUAUUGGAGGAAAUUCCCUCAACUCGAUAUUCACAAUUAUGAGCUUGAACGAAAAGGGAUACCACAUAAGCAUUGGAGACUUCAUAGCUUCAAUGGAUCUUGGAGAAGUAUUGGACAGAAUGACGGGCUGUAGUCAGAGUUACGCCGGAGUUACCACUCAACCUCCUUGCUACUCCUUUGAAUAUUUAAAAGACGAACAUAAAAAAGAAGUUAUUCAAAUGAUCACUACAAGUUUCUUCCAAAAAGCUGACCUGGAGCAAUGGCUGAUGCCUGACAUUUCUGAAAGAGAUUAUGACGAGUUGAUAGGGAAAAUAUGGGCACCGUUGGUGGAAAAAGAAUUGAGUUUCGUUACAAAAACGAAUUCUGGAAAAAUUGUCGGAGUGGCUCUCAAUUUCGAUGCCAGAGAUGAACCCGAAGUAGAAAUUCAUUCUAAGCUGACAAUAAUAUUUGAAUUCUUGGAAUUCCUGGAAGGACCAAUACGAGAUUCGAUACUCCCGAAGGGCGUUGGUACAAUUCUACAUUCGUUCAUGAUGGCUACGAAUUCUGAACUUACAACCAAAGAAAAUGUUGGUGUUAUGCAGUUUAUGGAAGAGCAGGUUAUACGAAUUGCGAAGACAAAAGGUUUCGUGGGUGUUUUCACUAGCAACACUAGUCCUCUAACACAGCAACUGGGUAGAGACAUCUAUCAAUAUAAAACAUUGUUGGAUUACCAAGUUAACCAAUACAUCACUAGUGACGGAAUGAAACCAUUUGGAAUGGCACCUGAUUCUCAACGAGUGAUUGUUCAAUGGAAAGAAGUUUAAAAGCAGAAAGAAAGAACGAACAACGUAUUGUAUUUGCUCAUUUUAAUGUUUGAUGUUGAAGUAUACAUUAUUAUUAUUAUUAUUUAAUUAGUACACAGAACGAAAAAUAUAUUUUUUUCUUCUAAAGUAUUCGAUAUAAUAUGUAGAUGAACCUAGCUACGAAUUGUAUUCGUUGGUAGAUUGGUACCUAUAUUUACGUAUUUGUUUUAGGUUAGCAAUAAAUACUAGUUUUAGAUAGUUUAUGUUCACUGUUAGACUUAGAAUUUUAAAGUUAUUUAUUUUUCAUUUUAAGAGGCAUCUGCCUACAUUAAUUAGGCAUAUUUUUGAUCAGUAUUUUAGGUUAAUAAAAUGUUUUGAUAUAAUUAAGUAUUAUGAAUAUAAUAACAAUAUUUGCACAAUAAAAAAACUAUUACUGA